AUGGACUCAUCACUUGAUAAUAACAUAAGCGAAAUUCUCUCAAAGUAUUUUAACGACUCGCCUCUUGACCACACAAUAGCCACCGACUACUAUUCACUCAGCCGCGCCAUUCUUCUGAAAAUUCCCGACAUUUUGUUUAAUAAGCGAAACUUAUUACAAUAUGUGAAGAAAAGCGAAGAAGACUCAAUUCCUGAAGGCAAAUCAGAAAGCAAACCAAAACUGCGACGUCCUCCCAAUGCGUAUUUCUUGUUCAUGGCCGUCUUUAACGAAUUCGUAAAUAAACUGGCAAAUGAUGAAAGCCUUGAUGGUAAAAAACGACAGAUGUUAGGAGCAACAUUUUGGAAAUGCCUCAAAGAUGAGUACCAAGCACCUUAUAAACGUGCAGCCGAAGACGCUCGAAAAAAUUUUCCGCGGAUGACAUACGGGCGAUGGCAUUCUACCAGAAAAACUCAUCUCAUUCACCGAAAACGGCGGCUCUCCAAAUAG
Messenger RNA from Paraglomus occultum, 486 nucleotides. The record is from the annotation of a GenBank genome assembly. Lineage: Eukaryota; Fungi; Glomeromycota; Glomeromycetes; Paraglomerales; Paraglomeraceae.